Molecule: messenger RNA, 1842 nt
Organism: Procambarus clarkii (red swamp crayfish)
Lineage: Eukaryota; Metazoa; Arthropoda; Malacostraca; Decapoda; Cambaridae
Source: RefSeq, a predicted model, not a curated record
AUGACGAAGGUCAACGGCCUAAGUGGAGGAGAUUUCAACUUUUUGGGGUCUCGGCAUUUGCUCGCGCCUAGUCAAUUGUUCAUAAAUGGUCGCAGAUACUACAUCGACAACGACAGCCACCAGCACUACAUCAACCACUACUCCGACCACUACAACCAACAUAUCAACAACAAACGCAACAAGUACUAUUUCGACAACUACCACAAAUACAACUACUUCGACCACUACACUACAUCGACCACUACCAGCACUACAUCCACCACUACCAGCACUACAUCGACCACUUCUACCACCACCACCUCAACGACCACUACUACCCCUAGUACUAAAUCGACAACGACAACCACCAGCACUACAUCGACCACUACUAACACUACAUCGACCACUACCAGCACUACAUCGACCACUACCAGCAUCACAUCGACCACUACCAGCACUACAUCGACCACUUCUACGACCACCACCUCAUCGACCACUACUACCGCUAGUACUAAAUCGACAACGACAACUACCAGCACUACAUCGACCACUACCAGCACUACAUCGACCACUACCAGCACUACAUCGACCACUACCAGCACUGCAUCGACCACUACUAACACUACAUCGACCACUACCAGCACUACAUCGACCACUACCAGCACUACAUCGAUCACUACCAGCACUACAUCGACCACUACCAGCACUACAUCCACCACUACCAGCACUACAUCGACCACUUCUACCACCACCACCUCAUCGACCACUACUACCCCUAGUACUAAAUCGACCACGACAACCACCAGCACUACAUCGACCACUACUAACACUACAUCGACCACUACCAGCACUACAUCGACCACUACCAGCAUUACAUCGACCACUACCAGCACUACAUCGACCACUUCUACGACCACCACCUCAUCGACCACUACUACCGCUAGUACUAAAUCGACAACGACAACUACCAGCACUACAUCGACCACUACCGGCACUACAUCGACCACUACCAGCACUACAUCGACCACUACCAGCACUACAUCAACCACUACCAGCACUACAUCGACCACUACUAACACUAUAUCGACCACUACCAGCACUACAUCGACCACUACCAGCACUACAUCGAUCACUUCCACCACCAGCACCUCAUCGACCACUACUACCCCUAGCACAACAUCAACCACUUCAACCACCAGCACAACAUCGACCACUACCAGCACUACAUUGACCACUACUAACACUACAUCGACCACUACCAGCACUACAUCGACCACUACCAGCACUACAUCGACCACUACCAGCACUACGUCGACCACUUCCACCACCAGCACCUCAUCGACCACUACUACCCCUAGCACAACAUCAACCACUUCAACCACCAGCACAACAUCGACCACUUCUGCGACCACUACAACCACCAUAUCAACAACAAUCCCAACAAGUACUACUUCGACAACUACCACAACCACAACUACUUCGACAACUAGUACCACACAUAAAAUGUGUCAUUUUAUCAAUAGUCACGAACACCAUUUUAUUCAUGGUAGGAAAAGAUGCACAACCAAAUGUUUUCCCAAAGAGAUGGCAGCCAUUAAAUGUGGAAACAAUUUUGAUACGUCCCCGUGUACACAUGGUUGUGUCUGCUGUACCAAGACACCUCACAACACAACAACAACCACUACCACAACCAGCCUUGAACCCACCACUACUAUCACUAGCACUUCAUCUACCAGAAAAGAUGCACAACCAAAUGUUUUCCCAAAGAGAUGGCAGCCAUUAAAUGUGGAAACAAUUUUGAUACGUCCCCGUGUACACCAGGUUGUGUCUGCUGUACCAAGACACCUCACAACACAACGAUAA